CAACUAAUUGCGGAUAUUGCGGGAAGAGAUGGCGCUCGUCAUUUGGCCAUGAGAUGAACCAUUAUUUUACAGCAAGAGUAUUGUUUACAAAAUUAGCUGGAUUCAUCGAAAUUAUGUACUGUCAGGUUUCAGUUGUAAUAUUUGACCUAUAAUUCGUGAAUUUCAUAUCUAAACUACUUCACAAAUCCACAACAGGACUGCGUGUGCGACCGUCUAGUGAUAGAGCUCCCUUCUCGAUCACCCGAUCCCGUUACCCAGCGAGAGGCGCGCUUGUCAACCGCACACUGCACUUUGCAGCCUCGCCUCGCCUCGAAACCUAGAACUCGUAGAAGCUGAAGUUGACUGUAUCACUGCACUGCUGUGUACUGAGCUGAGAACAGGAAAGGAGGGUUGAAUUUUUGUCAAACAUGGCAACAAAAAGAGCAUGGAAGCUACAGGAGCUGGUUGCCCAUAGCAGCAAUGUGAAUUGUCUAGCCCUAGGGCCCAAGAGCGGUCGAGUGAUGGUGACCGGUGGUGAAGACAAGAAGGUCAAUCUCUGGGCAGUGGGCAAACAGAACUGUAUCAUUAGUUUGUCAGGUCACACAUCACCUGUGGACAGUGUGAAAUUCAACAGCAGUGAGGAAUUAGUGGUCGCUGGUUCUCAGUCUGGUACAAUGAAGAUAUAUGAUUUGGAACCAGCAAAAAUUGUAAGAACACUGACUGGUCACAGAAAUAGCAUUAGAUGCAUGGACUUUCAUCCAUAUGGGGAGUUUGUGGCUUCAGGCUCAACAGAUACAAAUGUGAAGCUUUGGGAUGUGAGAAGGAAAGGAUGCAUCUAUACAUACAAGGGUCAUUCAGAUCAGGUCAAUAUGAUUAAGUUCAGUCCAGAUGGCAAAUGGCUUGUCACAGCAAGUGAAGAUACAACAAUAAAGCUCUGGGACUUGACCAUGGGUAAACUAUUCCAAGAGUUUAAGAACCAUACAGGAGGUGUGACCGGUAUUGAGUUCCAUCCAAAUGAAUUCCUAUUAGCUUCAGGGAGCUCAGACAGGACAGUACAAUUCUGGGAUCUAGAAACAUUUCAGCUUGUGAGUUCAACCAGCCCAGGUGCCAGUGCUGUUAGAUCGAUAUCAUUCCAUCCUGAUGGUUCCUACCUGUUCUGUAGCAGUCAGGACAUGUUACAUGCGUUUGGUUGGGAACCAAUCAGGUGCUUCGAUACAUUCUCAAUGGGCUGGGGCAAGGUAGCCGAUACCGUUAUUGCAUCAACUCAGCUCAUUGGUGCGUCGUUCAAUGCCACUAACGUGUCCGUCUAUGUGGCAGAUCUGUCGAGAAUGAGUACUACCGGUAUAGCCCAAGAACCACAGAGCCAACCCAGCAAGACACCUUCUGGUGGUGCAGAGGAGGUCCCAUCUAAACCUCUCGCAGCUAGCGGUAGAAAGAACUUUGUCAGAGAAAGACCCCAUACUACAUCCAGUAAACAAAGACAACCUGAUGUGAAGUCGGAACCAGAAAGGCAGUCUCCUACACAGGAUGAAGGGGUUAAAGAUGAUGAUGCAACAGACAUCAAAGAUCCAGACAGCUAUGCAAAGAUAUUUAGUCCAAAGACAAGAGUUGAUCAUUCACCAGAGAGAAAUGCACAACCAUUCCCUGCACCUUUAGACGUUCCUGGUGCAAAGGAGCCUGAACCUUUCAAGCACCCACCCCAACCAGCAGCAGCAGUGGCACCUGUAAGCAGAGCCCCUGCACCAUCAGCCGGUGAUUGGCAACCUGCACAGGCCAACCCAGCACCCAACAGGGUACCUGCAGCCACCAAACCAGUACCAGCACAAGAGGUUGCUCCUUCAAGGAAACCUGAUCCUAUAUCCACCAUUAUCCCCUCAGACAGAAACAAGCCAGCCAACUUAGAUAUGGAUGCAUUCCUACCGCCAGCCCAUGCCCAGCAAGCACCACGUGUAAACGCCCCCGCCUCAAGAAAGCAGAGUGAUAGCGAGCGCAUCGAGGGUCUGAGGAAAGGGCAUGACUCGAUGUGUCAAGUUCUUUCUAGUAGACAUCGGAAUCUAGAUGUGGUACGGGCUAUCUGGACGGCUGGUGAUGCAAAGACGUCUGUGGAGUCGGUUGUGAACAUGAAGGACCAAGCAAUACUGGUAGACAUUCUCAAUAUUAUGCUCCUUAAAAAGUCAUUAUGGAAUUUAGACAUGUGUGUUGUUGUGCUACCCAGACUGAAAGAACUCCUUUCCAGCAAGUAUGAAAACUAUGUCCAUACAUCAUGUGCCUGCCUGAAACUGAUAUUGAAGAACUUUACCAGUCUUUUCAACCAGAAUAUCAAAUGCCCACCAUCCGGUAUAGACAUUACCAGGGAAGAAAGGUAUAACAAGUGCAGUAAAUGUUACAGCUAUCUGAUUGCCACGCGGGGCUACGUGGAGGAGAAGCAGCACGUAUCGGGCAAGUUGGGCAGCUCAUUCAGGGAGCUACACCUCUUACUAGACCAGCUAGAAUAGGGAGAAGGAGCUAUCAAUCUCCCCUGAUGAGUGUGUGUUUGAAGGCAAGACAGGGUUGUCUCUCUGUACUGCUCUAUCAUAGCUGUACUCUGUCAUGUGAUCUAAAGGAGGAUGCAUUCAUGUCAUACAUUCAUCUUUGAAUGCAAGACAGGGUUGUUUCUUGUACUGCUCUAUCAUAGCUAUACUCUGUCAUGUGGUAGGCAGGAGAAUCCAUUCAUGUCAUGCAUUCAUGUUUGAAUGCAAGACAGGGUUGUCUCUUGUACUGCUCUAUCAUAGCUAUACUCUGUCAUGUGGUAGGCAGGAGAAUCCAUUCAUGUCAUGCAUUCAUGUUUGAAUGCAAGACAGGGUUGUCUCUUGUACUGCUCUAUCAUAGCUAUACUCUGUCAUGUGGUCGACAGGAGAAUCCAUUCAUGUCAUACAUUAAUCUUUGAAUGCAAGGUGGAGAUGCAAUCAAUUUGAAACCUAACCCUAGACAGAAAUAAAGACAAACCUGUAACAAUUUAUAUGAGAUGCAACAACCCACCCCUGCAAGAAAUAUAUAGUCCAAUGGAGUCUUUGCAAGCCAUACAUGUCUGUAGGCAGAUGAAUAAUUGUAGUCAUGCUAAUAUAAUAGCCUACAAUUCAGUGAGUGCAUUCAAAGGUUCUAUUAACCCAUUACUUGCGUGAACCAGGUGGUCUCUGUAUAAAGCCUAUGGGAAUGCAAGAACCAAGCUGUCACAGGUUAAGCCUUGUUCAGAUAGGAAGUGGUGUUGCGGGUAAGCCUGAAUCCGAUGACCGGGGUAAUAAUUUGUGCUGCGCCUAGAAACAAAGUAUCAGGCGCAUUAUAAAUGUGAGCUAUUAUUAUUAAAACGCAGUGGAUUGAUGACUUAACCAUAAUACACUUCGCAUUUCUCCAUCUUAUAACAAAAAGCUCAGUGAAUGCUUGUAGGAUCUUUGUUGCAUGCAGCUGCCAUUCGUUUACACGUUUUUAUACAAAACUGUCGCAGUGUACCACUUCAUAUGGACCGCGUAUUAUAAAAAGUUCUGAUAGAUCUUAAGUUUGAUCAAUACGUGAUGAGCAAUAGACUUACACUCAAUAUUAACCUUACGAUCAAUCAAAAGGCUUUUUAAUAGAUGGCCAUGAUGGAGCAAACCUUUAGGAUAAUAAUAAUAAUACUCAGUUUUUAUAUAGCGCUUAUUAGAAUCACUGAGCGCUUCCAAACUUGGAGAUUAUUACCCCGGCUUUAGCUGUGCUGCCAUUGUGGCGCUCUAGCAUUUCAAAGAAUUGUUGUAGGUCGAGGAUGCCUCAGAAACCUUACAGUCAUGUCUUAUGAUGAAAGGCUUCUGCAGCCAUGGCUCCUGUUAUCCCCAGGGGGGCUCGUAAUGCUCAUGUUGACAUUGGUUUUAAUUUGAAUCUUGUACACUUCAAAAUAUGCUCAUGUUGACUGGGUUUUAAUUUGAGUCGUGGAUCUUGUACGGAUUCAGUAAAGCUGAGCUUCACUGUGGCACUGUGGGCAGAAUUAUCCAAUUAGAUUAACUCUUCAAAGUAAAUUAACCAUUCAAAACAAGAUGUGUUGUUUGUCUUGGUCACAUGUUAAGGAUAUCUGAUCAUUGUUACUGUGGAUUAGUUAAUCAGAUUUGUACAAAACAAAAUGCAUUUUAAAAAUCAAUUACAAAACCAAGGGUCUGUACAGUGCUUGAAACUAACUUAUAAUUAAAUGUUAUACUUAUUAAUUUUAUACAAGUCAUCCAAACUUGUCUGAACAGUUCUUUCAUCAUUAAGACUAAAACAUAUUUUGAGAACAGGUAUGAUAUUGGCUCAAUUUGGACUGGGGGGAGGCAAGAUGUUUGACAUGGAGUGGGCUCUGGAGCUCUUAUAGUACAUCAAACUUUUAAGGUUAUUUUGACAUGGUUUAUACCAAGUUUGUGAGGGAAGUUUCGUUGAAAGGGGUAGUGGAAUGAAAGCAAGUGAGAGAAUACCAACUCUGUCUGAUACCUUGCAUCAUAUACUUAAAGAAUGUACUUAGGUAGAAAGAAGAUAUUAUAUUUCUUUUUUCGAAAGUUCUACUUCAGGUUUGAUUACUUAGAAUUCCUGAUUACUCUGUUAACAUUUGUUAGUGAGAGUUAAUUCUAUUGUUGCUUACACAGUUUCUCUUUACUUAACAUGUACACAGCCAGCUUUGUGCAGACAUUAAAGAUGGUUUGGCCUUUUUCAGAACUAAAAACCUGAAGUUCCAUGUAUGCAGGGGUAUAUUAAAGAGGCCUAUUAUUGGGAACCUCCCACCAAAAGCUCUUGACAGACAGUUUUUGGAAUAGGGUUAAGAUUCAAGCUUUAUUAUUUGCAAAACUUUGCAAUAAGUAUGAAUAUGUUUGUUGUAUGAAGCUUUCAUAACUUUUAUUUUUCCUGAUCUUGCAUAAUUUUAAUUCAUCUUUCAUUUUCUUUCCAUAACUCAUUCUAUUCCAUCAUAUUAUUAUUGCAAUUAUACAAAUAAUAUAUGCACACAUGAUUUGUAUGGUAACUGGGAUAUAUUGGUCCAAUAAUGACUAUUACUUUUAUUUGGGUGUUGUCUUUAAAAAUGUUUGCUGUGUUGUAGUGAUUAUUUUUUUCUUUUGAUGUUAGUACCGGUAUUCAAGCCAUGGAUUGGAUGUACAAUAAAAACCUGCCUUUUAUUCCUAGAGAAUGUAUAAUAAAGGAGAAAUAUAGAGUAGGAACCUCAUUUCUAUAAAUACGCUUGUGAUGUAUGAAUUCAUAUUUCAGUCCUUCAGUUUGAGGACGAUGCUGCACUUUGGGGACUUAGAUAGAAUCAAAUAACACGUUUCUGCUUUAAUAUGUAACAUGAGUAGCAUGUGGUCGCUGUCUGUCCUUUUCAACUUGCUAUUAUGUUAUUCAAUUCUCUGACAUCUUUCUUCUCUCUGUCUCCUUCUC
This is a messenger RNA of Strongylocentrotus purpuratus (purple sea urchin), 5379 nucleotides long. It is a transcript of the gene katnb1, whose product is annotated as katanin p80 WD40 repeat-containing subunit B1. The coding region runs from base 408 to 2474 and encodes 688 amino acids. The record is from RefSeq and is a predicted model, not a curated record. Gene Ontology annotation, cellular component: katanin complex. Gene Ontology annotation, molecular function: microtubule binding. Gene Ontology annotation, biological process: microtubule depolymerization; microtubule severing. The transcript has 17 exons. NCBI's taxonomy places the organism in Eukaryota, Metazoa, Echinodermata, Echinoidea, Camarodonta, Strongylocentrotidae.